Coniosporium apollinis CBS 100218 is the source of this 465-nucleotide messenger RNA. RefSeq lists its product as uncharacterized. The transcript has a single exon. NCBI's taxonomy places the organism in Eukaryota, Fungi, Ascomycota, Dothideomycetes. The record is from RefSeq and is a predicted model, not a curated record. The coding region runs from base 1 to 465 and encodes 154 amino acids.
AUGGCGCCCACCAAAACCAUCGAAACCCUCACCCUCGAAGCAGCCCAAGCCGCCGCCCACGCCUGCGCAACCCACUCCAAAGCCAUAAACGUACCCAUGAACAUCGCCGUCGUAGACGCCUCAACCCACCUCCUGCACUUCAGCCGCAUGGACGGCGCAAAACUGACCUCGAUCCACAUCGCCAUCGACAAGGCCUUCACAGCCGCAGGCCACCGUGUGCCUACUUCCACAUACAAAGAGGCCGUAUGGCCUGGAGGAGCCGCGUUCGGGAUCUGGAAUACUAAUGGGGGCCGCUUUUCUACGAUUGGCGGCGGGGUGCCGAUCAAGAAUUCUAGGGGGGAGGUGCUGGGCGCGGUGGGGUGUUCUACGGGGACGCCGGCGCAGGAUGAGGAGGUUGCGAGGGCGGGGGUCGAGGCGGUGGAGAGGUUGUUGAAGGGGGAGGGGAGAGAGAGGGCGAAGUUGUAG